Messenger RNA from Porites evermanni, 14909 nucleotides. NCBI's taxonomy places the organism in Eukaryota, Metazoa, Cnidaria, Anthozoa, Scleractinia, Poritidae. The record is from the annotation of a GenBank genome assembly.
GAGAAGUUGGAUAUAGCUUUUCUGGCUGACACUUCAUUAAGCAUGCAAGAAAAGCAAAGAACGACCCUGUACGAAUUGGCUAGCAAGCUGAUAGACAAUUACCCAGUCUCUGAUGGAGGAAACCACUAUGGUUUUAUUACGUUCGAUCGUGAAGUCAAAAUCCACAACAAUUUUGCAACGCAGCUGUACUACAAUAAACAGGCUGCUUUUAAACAGCUGAUCAAGGAGAAAGUCCAUUUAGUUCCUGGUAGGAAUCAGUGGGGAACUCGAUCAGAUAUUGCUCUACACAAGGCAGCAACAGAGCUGUUUACUACCGAUGGAGGAGACAGGCCAGAUGCAAAAAAUGUUCUGCUUGUCUUUACUGAUGGAAAACAAUUUAUCUCAAAACAAGAUGAAACUAUUUUACCCUUCCAAAACUUUUCAGAGAGCACAAAAAAACUGGAGGUAAGUCUUUUAAGUUACGAAUAAAGCCUCUGCGAACACAUAAUUAUAUAAGGCGGCCAUUUCAGUUGAGGCCUACUCUGGGACCUUAACUCGCCUUAACUCGCCCUAACUCGCAACUUGAGAUUAUGUUCAAAUUUCCUUAUCUCGCCUUAACUCGCCUAAACUCGCAUCAUCUCGCACAAACUCGCCCAAUCUCGCCACUGCCAAGUGGAUACCAAUUUUAAUAUCUCAUCCUACUCUCAGUGUAAUUUCACAAUUACUCCAUAAAGGGAAGACGAAUACAACUUCAAAAGUUUAAAAGAUAGUGAUUUUUAAGGAAAACACGGUUUUUACCUUUAAAAAAUUAUGUAAUUGACCAAUCCCAUCCUUCUGGAAUUUCCAAUAGCCUCUGUGGUAAGGGUAUUUCACCACUAAAGAUUCGAUGAAUGCCUUGGAGUCACAACUGGACUGGUGGAGUCACAACCGGACUGUCAAUGGAACUACCAGGAACAGCCUGAACAUGCACUAACUCGUUGCCUAACGAAAAGGCUUCAAUGCUAAGCAUGGCAGAAAUUCCAGAGGCAUGGGGUCACAGUGUCUAACAAAUCCCACAUUCACUGUUUGUGUUUUGGUCCACAAAGUAAGUGACAUUAACUAAAAGCACAAACAGUGAAUCCACGAAAAAGUUUUCAUAAAAUAGUUUAAGUUUUAGUCUUACACUUCUAUGCAAGACAAAGAAACACUCUAAAUUCAAGAUUGCUUUGAAUCUCUCAAUUGAAGAAAAAAAUAUUCUCCUAUGAUUUGUUUCUAAUUUUUGGCUUAAAAUAAGAAAUCUCGAAUUUAGAGUGAAAUACAAAAACAUAAUACCAGAAUAUCAAAUUUUUAGUUUUAUGCUGGUUAAUGAUUUACAAAAAAAGUUUACUUGUAAUGGAAAGUUUAAUUACUUUGCAAAUAUAAUGCAUGCAAGCUGUUUAUGACAUAUGAAGAGUAGUAGCAUACGUAUCAUUUUAUAAUCUGAUGAAGCUUAAUGACGAUUCCAGCUGACAAUCAUCAAUGAAAGGCUAGGAUGUAGCCAGAAUCGAGAAUUCUUUAAAUAGUCCACAUACUGAUUGCAGUCCAUAUUUCUUAUAAAUGAUUCUUAUAAAUAAUUCUUAUAAAUAUUUACCUCGUACUAGAAGAUCUGUACAUUGGUUCAAAGUCACAUCCUGUAUGGCUUACAUUGUAGUCAGACUGGCAACCAUAACCCAGGCAUAAAGCAUAUUAUAAGUUUUAAGCCUCACAACCUCAACAUAAAAUGGAUCAUUUUCCCUUAACUCGCCUUAACUCGCACAAACUCGCAACUGAUAGGCGAGCUCAAUUUUUCCUUAUCUCGCCUUAACUCGCCUAAACUCGCAUUAGCUCGCACAAUCUCGCGGCGAGUUAAGGUCCCAGAGUAGGUCUCAGUUGGGUAUAUUAUUUGGGAAUUUUCCUUACAAAGCUAAACCUAUCAUAUCGGAACUUUAUACACAAACAGACGGUCUAUAUAAGAUUUCUAUUAUCUAUAAUCGACUGCAUAACUGCAAUGCUUUUUAUCUUUAUGGGCCACAGUUGUUAGUUAGUUGUUGCGUUGUUUUUCUAAUGUACUCCAAAUUUUGUUUCUAAUCUGUUUCUUUGGCUCCUAUUUCCAGUUUAAGAUUGUGCUUUUUAAAACAAAUUGAUCAGUAUAGAAUCCUGGAGAAAGAGCAGGAAUUGAAUAUGAGGGUGAAACCAACCCAAGAAUGAUGUCAAACCAGAACCUCUAAUUAUUUAGGGGUGAUGUUCGUCUCUUAUUAAAAUACUACGUAUUAACCGAGAGUGAGUUCAGUACAAGGAAAUCUCAGACUGAGGCCUUGCAUUGAUGUAUUGACCGAGUGAUAGUGAUAUGGCCUUUUCAUUAUAAGCCUGCGAUCAAUUAAAACCAAUAACUGGUCAGCGGAUACCCUUUUUGACAGCUGUCAAUUGACCAUAACAUAGAUGUCCAUAAGGAUGUGUACUAUCAAGUUGGACACCUAGCAAGUAAUUCCCGGUCAUUACUAGAAAAUAAAACUUAGCAGCCAGUGAGAGCGUGCGUCCUAUUGUAGCCAUAAAAUAAAAGCAUUUAAAAACUAUUCUUGUCACGAUCUCUAUGGUGGCCUAGGAGUGCCAUAAGAAAAUUGUGUAGUAUCUUGUAAGUUCCCCGUAAUUUAUUAUGUUAUUUCAUUUUAUUUUUAAACUUUAAAGGAAAAAAAUUAUUAUCGAGAUACUUGAAAUCAAAUUUAAACGAAAAAAAUAGAAAGUAAAGUAAAAUAAUUUUUAAGCAAAAGUAAAAUGAAACGAAAAUAAUAUUUCCUUGGCCUAGCAGUGCCAUAAGGUUUUUCUAAAAAAAAAAAAAUGUUGUUCAUGGCCUAUCGAUGCCAGAGCCCACAAUGCACUUCGCUGAUCUUUUGCGUGGCUCCUAAGCGAUGUUUGCAUGAUUUCUCUGUUUCAAUCAUGUCGGGUAAACGUAAGCAAUGGGACGACUACAAGGAGCGCCAAGGAAAGAGACGGGUAGGUGCAAAGAGCGAUAAAGCUAGCCCCAGUGCAUCUGAAGGCUUCUUGACUGUGCAGAGACUAUCGGCAAACGUUCAAGGCAAGUGCCAAAAGUACAACCGCAUUGGCCCUUUAACCCUCGUGCCGUUCGACAAAGAACCAACUUUCAAGAAUAUCAAAGAUGCCUGUAAGUCGCAUUUUGGAACAAAUUGCGAAUGUGAUGUUCUCGCGGGCGAACGCGGGCCCUCUUACACGCAUGAAAGUCAGAUCAAAGACUGGUCGAAGGUCAUUCAUAUCAGAUUUCUGGAAUAUGAAAAGUCGCAAAAAGCGGAGGAGCCAGUCUUCGUCCGGCCAUUACAUAAAAGUGAGCCAGUUAGCCCACGAAAGUGCGAUAGUGCGGCUUCAUCCAUGUGUGUUGUUGAUGCAAUUUCAGGAUCACACAAAGUGUAACCAACUCCUUGGAUAUCUAAUACCAUUAAUUGGGUGUUUGACUUCUUGUAGGUGUAGUGGCUUGCGGUUGUACUUUUGGCACUUGCCUUGAACGUUUGCCGAUAGUCUCUGCACAGUCAAGAAGCCUUCAGAUGCACUGGGGCUAGCUUUAUCGCUCUUUGCACCUACCCGUCUCUUUCCUUGGCGCUCCUUGUAGUCGUCCCAUUGCUUACGUUUACCAGACAUGAUUGAAACAGAGAAAUCAUGCAAACAUCGCUUAGGAGCCACGCAAAAGAUCAGCGAAGUGCAUUGUGGGCUCUGGCAUCGAUAGGCCAUGAACAACAUUUUUUUUUUUUUAAGAAAAACCUUAUGGCACUGCUAGGCCAAGGAAAUAUUAUUUUCGUUUCAUUUUACUUUUGCUUAAAAAUUAUUUUACUUUACUUUCUAUUUUUUUCGUUUAAAUUUGAUUUCAAGUAUCUCGAUAAUAAUUUUUUUUCGUUUAAAGUUUAAAAAUAAAAUGAAAUAACAUAAUAAAUUACGGGGAACUUACAAGAUACUACACAAUUUUCUUAUGGAACUCCUAGGCCACCAUAUAUCUCUCUCAUCCCCUUCUCUCCAUCCAAAAGCUUUAUUAUCAAGUUAGUCUUGAUUUUUGGUUUGACUAUAGCUGCAAAUUUAAUCUUUGCGUUUUGUUCGUUUGGCAGGACGAAGAUGUUAGCAUCACUGUCGUUGGAAUACUCGGCAAAAAUUGGAAGGCUGAAGAAAACAAACUAAAGAUGAACGAAAUGGCUGGUAACAAGGGACAAGUGCUUAUGUACGAGGAUUUUUCAGCCCUGACCAAACAUUUUGACAACGUGUUAGCUGCUUUGUGCCGUAGGUGGUUUAACUGAUAUUCUAUACGUAGCUUCACGAGCGCGCGAAAUUGGCCUAUAUAUAUUACAUAAUUUAUAUAAAUCCCAUUGUCUUUGGAGGGUUAUUUCAGUAUUUUUUACCAUGCAACUUUAAAAAAAUUAUAUCUCUGUUGUUAUUUACAGUUCCAUAUAAAACUAUACCGCAUUGGAAAGGGCGAAAAUUAAACUUUCAGAAAAAAAUAUUUCGGUCUUAGGAAACCCAUAAUAUUCCCAAAAAAAUUAACAAGGCAUAUUUCUGCAUAAAAAUUCUUCAAAUUUAUAAAGAAUGUCAUUCUGCCGGGAAAUGUGUCUAUUUUGCGUAAUAUGGUAGUAACAAAUAUGUUUUUCAAGAUCUAAGCAAAACAACCCGAAAAUUGUUCGAAAAUAUAGAGCGACUUGGAAUUUUCUUCAAAUAUUUAGUGACGCUAUCAGAUUACGCUAUCAAAUUAUGCUUAUUGGAUUAUCAUAAUUAACAUAAUGAAAUUCUAUACUUUGGCGUCCCUCGUGCUCAAGUGUUUUCCUUACAAAGACGCUUUGUUUUUAGGUUUCCAUCAAAAUAUCGGGCGUCGAUAAAAUCCGGAACAUGGAACAUCCCGGAACAUUCCGGAACAUUCCGGAACAUAGUGGAACAUCCCGGAACAUGAAAAAAUUAAAAUAUUUUUUAUGAAAAAAUAAAUAAUUAAUUAAAUAAUAAUAUUAAUAAUAAAAAAAUAAAUAAUAAAAAGAACAAUAGAUAGAAAACAAUUUAUGCAAAAAUUUCUAAUAACAAAAUAGAUAACAUAACACAACUUAACACAAAAACGAAAAAUAAAGAAACAAACAAACAAAGAAAGAAAAAGAAACUGGUAUCAUCUCCGAGUAUGAGAAAACAAUAUUUUGUCGCAAUGAAUUUUUGGGCGAGUGAGGCUCCAUUCAAAUGACAGUAAUGAGUGAAGGUUUGCUUCUGAAUUCAAAAUAUAUUAAAAUGGGUCUCGAGGAGAGGGUAUCCAAAGCUUUCGUCACACAGCCACCUCUUGUGAAUGUUUGCCAUGCGGUUUAACGGUUAUCCAUUUGCGGCUUUGCGACCAUAAGAAGAGCUUAGGGGCUCGUCGCUUUGGACUUUGCGACCCAUUUUAAUAUAUUUCGAAUUUAGAUGCAAGCCUUCACUCAUUACUGUCAUUUGCAUGAACCCUCAACAAAAUUUAAUUUGUUGCGACAAAAUAUUAUUUUCUCAUACUCAGAGAGGAUACCAGUUUCUCUUUCUUGAUUACUUCAUUAUUUUUCGUUUUCUUUUUUUUGUUAUUUUACGUUAUUAUUAAUUUUUACAAAAAUUAUUUUAUUAUUAUUAUUUUAUUAUAUAUACUUUUUUUUUCAUGAAAAUUAUUUUUAUUUUUUCAUGUUCCGGGAUGUUCCGGGAUGUUCCGGAAUGUUCCGGCAUGUUCCGUGUUCCGGGUUUUAUCGACGGCCCAAAAUAUCGAGUUAAAGACAAGCAAACAUGAAUUUGCUGAUAUAAUUCAUCAAAAUAAGCAGGGAUUUGAAGGCAAAAAGCUAAGCGAAGGUCAAGCGGGAAGGAAUUCAUUGCGUUUCAACAACACGUGCUGCAGACUUAGACAAAUCGGCGAUUGGCACGCAAGGAUUCUUACUGUUUUCUCACCUCCAUUUUCGUGUUUGUUUUGCUUGUUAUCCUCCAGAACCCUUCAAAAUAAUUUGCUUGACUUGUAUUUGGUUGAAAUUCGUCGAUACAAGCUUUCAUUCUUCCCAAAGGCAGCCACAAAUACUUCCCGAGUCUGGUCGCCAUUUUUCUAAGUUUUUGAAAAGGUAAACGCUAGUGAUUAGGGUUAAGGGUUAGCUUCUAUUUUUCCGAUGUCCUGCAGCGAAUCCUCGGUGGUCCAGUGCAGUGGUUAGGGCAGGAGACUGCAGAUUUUGCACUCUAGGAUCGAUUCCUGCUCGUAACUUCCAAAUUUUUUUUUUCGUUAAAGUUGAAGAGACUUGCAGUUUGUUGAGCAGAAACUAAGUCUCUGAGUCAAGAAACUUAGAAAUUUCAUGUAAGUGUAAGUGAAAAAGGGAAGGGCGGUUUGAGAUAUGGAAACAAGCGCUCACCGAAUGAAAAAUCCCGGGGGCUGGAACUAGGCACAUAAUUGGCUAAUCUAUUAACUUCUUGUGGGCCAAAUUUGGGGGGAAUCGGAAGUAACGCAAUUUUCUGCGAAUUUUUUUCGUCAUCGAACUUAUACGUUCGAAAUUUAAAAGGCCUGAAGACAAUGAGAUUACCCCCUUAGGAUUUCCCACGCUUUUCUUGUUAACACUUUAUUGAACAGAUUAAGCCGGUUCGUUUGUCCUCACACUCGGUCAGUACGAGGUAAGGCUCUGUUUCAUGGCGUCACGAAAAGGUAUCUGGUGUGGUAUGAACAUCAACGGCCCGGGGAGGCACAAGUCGAUCACUCACAUCGAACAUCUUUCCAGCGUGGUUAGCCGAGAGGGUUUAGUGCAAAUUUCACUUCUCAACUCCUGAAUAUUUACUUCCGUCUAAGUGGGUUCCAGCCCUUCUCCUACUUAUUUACUUCCGCGACGGGCCAAAUACAUGAUCACACUGGACAAAAACAUGGCACAAACCUAUCCAUAUACGACACCUCACUUUCGAGACCGGCGCCGUACAUGGGCUUAUUAUAGCAGGGAUAUUUGCGUUUCAAAAUCAGCUGGGUUUAUAAUUGUGUCAGCAGUUUUCCAUGAAAUAUUGCAAUAUUGGGGCAUUGACCUCAGACACAGCAUCAAUAACAGUUAAACUUCUCGAUAAAAGCCACUUCAGGAACAGACGACAAUGGCCGUUGUAGAGAGGUUUGAACAAGAGUCAACAGAGAGGUUAACUCUCGUUUACGUCAAACGGCAAACGCGAAUUUCCUCUUUACUUUUCGUUUACGGUUCAUUAUUUCUACACCUAAAUUAGUAGUUUCAUGCAAUUUUUUAUCCAUAAGAAUUGUUUUGAGCUGUUUUUAUCUGCUCAUUUUCUAUUGUGAGAAAAUCUCAAAUUGAAUCUGACGCUUAUUGUUUGCCCUAUACAUGAAGCUUAAGGACGGUGCCCACUAUUGUAACUGCGCACAUUUUCAGCACAUGCCAAGGUAGUCGCGCGCGACGCGAAAGAAAUGCGCAACACGCAGGACACGUGGACUAGUUUUGUCUCCUCUAAGUUUGGGAGGUUCUAGUUAUUUCUUGUGGAAAAGAGGUGUCGUUUUUCAACAGGUGAAAAAUAAUUCCUAUUUACCCUGCCAGUUCUUUGAAAACCGAAGAAGUAUCCGCAUGUUGCUAUUUUUGCCGUAUGGUCUAUCUGACCAAACAUUUUAUAGUCAAACAAAAGUCAAUUCUAGAACAUCAAAAGUUAUUGCUUCGAGAUGUUACGCUUGGAGCUUGGGUAUUAAACAAUCCCUUGAUAGGCAAGAAUCAGCAAGCUUACCUUUCACUCGCGUCCUUCGCGUUUUAUCGGCUAAUCGGCUAUAAACACGUUCCCAAAUACUUCUUUAAUUUUGUAAGAUUUUAUGUAAUUAUUCACCAGAAGAUAGACUUAAAGCGUUCGAGUACACACAGAUGUCCCUUUUAUUGAGAGUCCGAGGCUUUUAUAAAACCAUCACAAGAUUGCUUGGAUUGCUGAAAUCGCAGCUUCACAAAUAGUUGCGAACCGCAAAGGAAACGCUUUCAUGUGAAAAAAAAUCGUAAAAAAUUGUUAUGCUAUUUACUAUUAUCAUUGUUAUUUAAGCAUUUUGGCAGUACUAAGCAUUAAAAUUAUUGACUCAUUAGGCAGCUUGUCGUGUAGAUAGUUUUUCUUAAGGUUCAAUUUCACGCCACACAUAACUUGGGCAUUUAGACAUAGCUGCCAUUUAGCUGUUUACAAACUAAAGAUGGAAGGUAAAUAAAGUAUUUCCAUUCUAAAACUUUCUUAGGUUUAACAGACACUGUUAAGACUAAAAUUAACAUUUAGGAACGAAAAAUAGUGAAUGAACAAGACACAGAAUGCUACAGUAAAAAAAAAUCAAAACGAAAUAUAUAAAAUGACCAUUUUAGCGCAGCUUAUAUAUUAAGGUACAUAAGGCCAUUAGGUACAACUGCUUUCGCAUUAUUCAGCUUUUUUAAAAGAGAGCUCAUGAUCAUGUAUGGAGCUUGAGUCUAUAUACGCAAAUCAUUUAUGUCAUAUGAAACUUGUGGCAAAGCCAGAAAGAGAUAGCGCAAAGCACAGUUAUAAGCUCAUUAAAUGCAUGCAAGUUUAAAAACAUAUUCGAUCGAGGUACCCUAUAAAAUGAUAAAAAAUGAUAGAAGGUUUACAAUCCAUAUUACAUCUACAGUUAAAAAAACUCUUGAGGACAUGUACAGGUAAGCAAACGAUUGAAGGAGUACCUGUCUAAGAGUCCCUGUCGACUAUUUUCCACUAUAGUACCAUAGUUUGUUUACAGCGCCAGCCUUGGAUCUUGAGCUCACCAUACUACUCUAGGUUCGCUGGAAGUAAUCUUUAAUACCUUGGAGAUUGCUCUUCUCCAAAAAUUUUUGUUAAAUUUUUAAGACGGAGAAGCUCCAGUUGAAUGAAAUGGUAUAAUUUGUUUUCCUUAUAGUCCAUGAAAUGUCCUGCUUCACUUUCUGUUUUUGCUCUCUUCUAUGACUGUCAACCAUUGUGGAUAUCCCAGAGUAGUCCGCGUUGAGUGAAGCAAUAGUGAAACUGACCAGGGAGGGGAUGAGAAAAAUUGCAAAUAACCUUCAAAGCGAUUAAGUUAAGGUCGAAACCAACCAAUUUAAUUUUUAAAAACGCGUGGUAACCCCUACUUUUCAUCUUACCAAAUGGAGGUAAUAAGCCUACUCAGCGAUCAAUUUUUGGUUCGGGGAAAAUGUCGUUUUCACUAUUUUUAAGGCAAACGCUUGGGGAGGGGUAACUGCUGAUAACGUCCCAGUUGUGCUGACAUUUCAAAAAUAGAGGUAUAAAGAACAUGCACAGUUGUUAUGUUAUCAUUUGUUGCUUAUUUUGAAACCUUGUUGCAAUUACCAUUGCAUUUGUGCCAGUUUACGUGUACACUCUUGAAAUUUGGGGAAAAAUAACUUUUUAUCACUCUUCUAAAAAAUGCCUAUUUAGCGUUUUUCUCCAUAUUGAAGCGCAGUUAUCUCUGAAAAAUGCGUGGUUACCCCUGGUUUUCUUUUUGGAUUUCAAUAGCCGCUGAUAUGAUCUACUUGUCUACUGAUCUACUUGUCUUAUACGACGCCAAGUGUUAUUUUUGUGGAAUACUAAAAGACUAAUGAAAGAAUAAAUAUCAAACCAGAAAUUGCUCUCUUCAAACUGUAAAUUAUAAAUGAUCCUGAGAGAAUAUUCAGUGUGUUAAGGGUUUCCUUGCUGUACUGUUAGCAAGAGAGGAAGGGGGAUUCUUUUUUAAUUUCCGUUUCGCUGACACAGCUUUAGCAGAAAUCUCUCUUUAGUCGUUUUCGUCGACAAAACGAAUAGCAAUAUCGCUCUCCGCGUCUUCCGCCAUAUUUUUCUGCCUAAAUUCGUGAAGGACGCGUGGCUCAGAGCGUGGGUCAUCCACGCGGAACACAUUCGCGCUACGUGAUUGGCUGUUGUCUAAUCCCCCUUGGGAUCUGUGGUCUUAAAAAAAACUCGAGACGAAUUACCUAUGGAAUAGGGUGUGUACGGAGGAUGCCUUCUCUGUCCCCUUUAUCCUCUCUUGUUGUUACGAAUUGGACGAGAGGCUUAUUUUUGCAAGUGCAAAUUUUUAAACAAAUGUUUUAUCGUUUUACAGCUGUGAACGGCGGCUACACCAACUGGACAAUUUCUGACUGCAGUGUAACGUGUGGAGGAGGUGUAAAGACUUUUACAAGAACCUGCACCAAUCCCCCACCAGCCAAUAGCGGAAAGAACUGCAGUGAACUGGGACCAGCAAACAAGACAGCCGCAUGCAAUGAACAAGGAUGCCGUAAGUGUCUUGGGUUGUUUCCAUUUUAUUAUUUUAGUGGCCAGGAAAGAGCUAAAUCAACGAUUAUUAUAGGAACUAAACCUCUAUCAACAUUAUACACUUUAAGUUAAGUCCCAAAGGAAACCGAGUUAGAUUUGUUUUCUCUAGGGCCCCAGAGUUUCCAGAGACGAAGUCGACGGAAAACAAAACUAACUGGUUUCCCGUGGAACCUGACAUUAAGGUUUUUGUUAUAUUCGUAGAUCAGACUUUCUCUUCCACAGCGACAAAGAAUAAAGCGCGAACCUAAACAAAUGUCUCUACUUUAAAAAACACAAAUUAUUCUCAAGUCGGCUAAAGGAAUGAUUUUAUUUUUAUCUGAGGCUUUUCCUCCUGAAACUGCUGCAAUUCUCUUCCUGGGUAACUUCGAAAAGCCGUUUUGUUUUAAAAUAAAGACUACAAUAUGUUUGAGUUGCCAGGUAACCACGAAAACGGAAAUUGGCAAUGUUUUACCCACCUUCUGUCACGCCACUUCCCAUCAUUCUGCAUUUGAAUAUUUAGACAAGACCACGUGAACAAGAAUCAACCUAUGGUAGUCCCUGUUUAAUCUAGAAAUAACACAACAUGUCAAAUACAUUAAAUCAACAAAUUUGCAGGUUUAAGAUCUUAAAAAUAUAUUCUCAUCUUCCUGGUCAUGACAUUCAUCUUAGCCACUUGAUCGCGCAUUUGUUUGCCGCUCGAAACGGAGUGCUUUAUUGUUCCCAGGCAAAUAUAUUACAGUUAUUCCUAUUGGGAUUGAAAAAGGGAAUACGCCUGAGGCUUUCCAUAUUUUUCGGAACCUUUUGCCGGUAUGACCUGUACCACUUCAGAUUUCAAUCUUUUUGUCAGUGCGCUGAAGAGGUAAAGUCAAUAAACUGAAUUUAAAACCUGCUCACGGACCACGAAACGAUAAAUCACAAUGCAACGGAUAUUCAUCGAGGCAAAUUUUCUGUUUAUGUCUUUUACAGCUGUGAACGGUAACUACACCGAAUGGACGCUUUAUGAAUGUAGUGUGACGUGUGGUGGAGGUGUAGGAACAUUUAAGAGAACCUGCACCAAUCCCCCGCCAUCCAACGGUGGAAAGAACUGCAGUGAACUGGGACUGGGACCAGCAAACAAGACAGCUUCUUGCAAUGAACAAGAAUGCCGUAAGUUUUUUCACGUUUGCUUUGGCUCUUUUUUUAUCCUUAAAUUGCAACGAAAUUGGUCACUGGUGAUUGAGAACAAAGUCUCACAAAUGUUUUGCAUAUUUUGGAAAAAAACGAGCAUAAUUUUUGUACUUUGUAUAAAAGUGCCACUACCAGUACUUAUUCUAUGAUAUCGGCAUAUUUUAAGUUUUUUUCGAGGGAAAAUAAACUGGCAAGUCGUGACUCAUGGUUCGGUCUGGGAGACGGGGGAUCAGGUUACUGCGUCAUUCACCGUCUAGUAGCGGGCACAACCUGGAGUGCGUCGAUCAGUUUCCACUUUCACAGGCAACAAAUUGGCGUCAAGGAAGUUGCAGUCGAGAAGAACAACAGCCGCUCGGUGGGCAAAAACCCCGUUUAAAAUGUUGACGAUCUGAUAAGAUCUGACAUUAGAAAAAAUUUCAUUGCAUGGUCACAUUAUUAAAAUAAAAAGUGUGGAAAACUUUCCAAUACGAGCAUCAUUUUUAAAGAGAUUUAUAAGCUUUUAAUCUAAAAAGAUGUUACAGGGGACAGAAUAUUCUCUCUUGGAUGUUAUUGGAUUAUUAUGAUAUUUAAUUUCCAUUAUUAUAUUAUUAUUAUUAGUAGUAGUAAUAGUAGUAUUAUCAUCAACAUUAUUAUUAUUAUCAUCAUCGUUAUUAUUAUUUGAUCGCAAAUAAGAAGGGAGAAAGUUACUCAAGCGCAAUUUCCUGGAUAAGAGCGAAAGUAUCUUUCGCCAUCGUACGUUCUGCCAUACUAUGCUUGAUAGGCUCAAGAUCCAGAAGACGACAGCUAGACUUUGUUGACUCAGACCUACAGAACUAUAAUAUUAGAGCCUGCCCGAAAUAAUCUUUUUAAGGAUCUUUUUUUAAAGAAUUGGGAAUUUAGGAAUACGAGAUUUUAUUCUUUUUAACUUGUUUUCUUUUUAAUAUCAGAGACGGAUAAUUCUCUUUUAUAAUUACCAAGAUGGCUCUUGAUAAUUACUUAAUAUAAAACUCUGGUUUGCCUGCAAAAGUCAUUGACCGCAUAUCUGAGCCGCAAGGAAUGUAUUUGCGAAAUCGUUAUUGACACAGUGAUUGCUAUUUUUAUGAUUUAUAUAAUUCUAAAAUGUUAUAUAGUGCUUAAUUCUUACUUCAAAUAUUUCUGUAAAUUAUGUACAUAUCUUUUUAAAGGUCAAUAAAAUUAUUAUUAUUCAUGAUUAUAAUAAUAAUAAUAAUAAUAAUAAUUAUUAUUAUUAUUAUUAUUAUUAUUAUUUUCAAUAUUAUUAUUUAAGGUAGCUCCCUAGAGUAAAUUGGCCGUGCGCAGCCUGAGCACUAGUAUGGCGCGAGCUUUAAAAACCGCGCGACGUCCACGCAAAAAUUAAAACAAACAUGGCCUCUCAGUUUCCAAAUAUUCCACCCAAAAAACUUUAUUAACUUUCUGUUGAAGCUCAUUGUGCAAAACGUUUGAUUAGUGUAGGUCAAACAUUUAUGAGAGGAGACAAUGUUACACCGGUUACAAGUCACUAUCGAUCUUCAUAAGAGUAAAUUGUAUAUAAAGACAAAGCAGAAAUUUUCCAAAGACAUCAAUUCUUUCGCUUCAAAAGUAGACGAACGUUACAUAGUCGAAGUAAAUGGUGAGUGGAAACUUUACUAAGAAAACAAAGAAGUAAGUACACUAACCCAGAAGGAAGUAAUGUUGCUGUUUCUGGCCUUUGGUUCAAGGUCAGCGGAAAGAUCUGAAAGAUCGAGCCAAUUCCCGAACAAACACUGUAGAUUGUCUUCACAGGGGGAACUCCUCCGUCACUUUAUUUCUCUUACAUUUGAUUUGAUUAAAGUAAUUCUAGAAGUGGCUUUAAGACAAGAUUACAGGAAGUGUAAAUUUUUUUUUCCUUUGCCGACUCUAUCACAUUAUUUAAAAAACUUAUCAGAAAAAGGUUUCGCACUUAUAAACUUGCAUCCUGAUCGAAGGAACUUUUCCAUCGACGAACCAACACCCUUGUAUUUUUUGUUGUUUCAAACGUCCUUCAACGCACAUGCAAGACGCACUAGAAAAUAUUUUUGCACAACGAGAAAUAAUUUUUACUCACAGAUUGACCCUUGACGAAAGUAAUAGUUGUCCGUCGAGGCCUACGGUCUUGUUCGUGUAGCUGAGGACAUGAUGUACGAUUUAUAGAUCGGCGCCAUCUUUUACAGCAGACUUGUAAAGAAAAACUUCGCCCUCGAAAUUAUCCCUAAAGAAAAGCAAGGUUGAAAAAGUAUCCGGAAGUGGGCUGACAUUUGAAGACCUGCAAACAGUGUACAGCAGAUUAGGAAAUGAAGGGCUUAUUGCGAUCCUUGCACAACCACCGUCUUCAUCGCUAACGAUCGCCAUCCUCACGAGAGACCACCAUGGUGCGAAUUUUAGCUACAAUAGUCAAGCACUGCGAAGAAAACAUCCUGGGUUAGGCAUAAAAUUAAAUCCGCUAUCUCCCCUUUUUCAACUAGCGAGAUAUCACCGUAAUAAUACUAAUAAACGGCUUCAAAACAAUCGCUUUCGUACUUUUCAAAGUAGCUUUGUGCGCAUGCGGGAGUGAUGGCUCGCGCGCGUAUUUUGCUCAUACGACCCCGAACCACGCGUGUUUCUCGGAUUUUUGUGACGUCAGCGCAGUUAAUUAACCGUGAAUCUCUCGCGUUUCCUUCGGUAAAUUUUUUCAAAAAUCGCCUCAUUUCUUAACAGUCGCAGAACCUUUGUGCUGUCAUUUUUUUGUCAAAAUCUGUAAGAGCUAAACUCCUCUAUUAAGAAAAAAUACAAAUUUCAAAAUAUUGGCAAAACCGUCUUAACGACCCCAUGUUUUUUCCUCUUUAAAAUUUUAAGCAAUAUCGUUAACAUAAAUUGGCGAAGUUUAAAGACAUUUCACCGAGGGAAAUUAGAAAUAGUAAGGAAAAAUGGGCAAAAAUGACAAAAUUACUGCCUGUUUAAGAAUGCGAUGUUUCCAUGGCAACGGCCUUAAUCCAGAAAAUGAAACUUGAUAAAGGAGCCUUCUUAUAUGGGUAACCUAAGCGGUGAAUCCCGUGAACAAAAUCGCAAAGACAAAGUAACUAGAUUUCGUUCUGUAACGUAUGCUAGAUAGCUAGGGUUAUUAGUAAAUACUCUAGGGAGCCACCUUACUUACGUUCUGUUCCUUUGCAGCACCUUCAUGCACUGCCGGACUUGACAUUGGAAUCCUUUUGGAUAAAACUCAAAGCAUUAAACAGAGAGAGUUAAAAAAAGUUAUCACCUUCCUUAAAGACCUGGUAAAUAAGUUCAAGCCAGCACCUGACGAGGAUCACUUUGGGCUCAUUACUUUCCAGGGAAAUACGGCAACUUUGGUGUUUGACUUCGCUGCCUCUGAAUUUUACAGUAAGAAUAGACUUGUGGACAAAAUAGAUAAAGAACCAACAAAACCAGCAAGCGACUGGGGAACUCGCACUGACCUUGCUCUGCAAAUGGCGCGCGACCAGCUGUUCACCAAGGCAGGAGGAGACAGACCUGACAGACCCAACGUUAUGUUAGUCCUGACUGAUGGAAAACCGUUGCGUUUGCCGAAAGAU